Molecule: messenger RNA, 622 nt
Organism: Humulus lupulus (European hop)
Lineage: Eukaryota; Viridiplantae; Streptophyta; Magnoliopsida; Rosales; Cannabaceae
Exons: 2
Coding region: 1-531 (176 amino acids)
Source: RefSeq, a predicted model, not a curated record
AUGAAUUUCUUCUCUGAUUCUCAGUUCUCUCCAAGCUCAGUUCUCAAUCUCAACACGCCAAAGCUUCAAACCAUUAUCUCUGGAAAAGAAGUGAGAGAUUUUUCAGAAGAGGAAGGAAGUAAUUACAGGUCAACUACUACUGAGGAAGGAAGGAGAAAAAUUGGGGCUAGUAGUAAAAGCUUGUCUGACCUUGAGUUUGAGGAGCUUAAAGGGUUUAUGGAUCUGGGUUUUGUUUUUACUAAGGAGGAAUGUAGAGAUUCGAACCUGAUUUCUAUUAUCCCUGGCUUACAAAGAUUUGUAGAGAAAAAACAAAGUGAUGUUAUUAGGCCCAAUAACAGAGGAAAAGAUCAUGAUCAAGGGAGUUCGGUUUCGAAGCCUUAUUUAUCUGAGGCUUGGGAUGUUUUGGAUAUUAAAAGAAAGAAGGAGAAGUCUCCAUUGAUGAAUUGGAAGUUAACUGAAACUGGUAGUGAAAUCGACAUGAAAGAUCAACUCAAGUUUUGGGCUCAUUCGGUUGCAUCCACUAUAAGAUAACACAAGUGUUUGAUAUUUUUCUUUUCUGUUUAAUCAAACAGAAAAACUUGCCUGAAUUCUAUAGUUUAAACAACUGAUUUCUAUGUGAUAA